Messenger RNA from Aspergillus thermomutatus, 3048 nucleotides. RefSeq lists its product as uncharacterized. The transcript has 4 exons. Lineage: Eukaryota; Fungi; Ascomycota; Eurotiomycetes; Eurotiales; Aspergillaceae. The coding region runs from base 1 to 3048 and encodes 1015 amino acids. The record is from RefSeq and is a predicted model, not a curated record.
AUGUCGCCUCAGUUUCCUGGUGCUCCUGCUGAAGGUCUGGGUCAGAGUACUGGGCUCUCUCUUCCAAGCUCUCUUGCGGCUAUGGAAGGACUUGCGCCGGUCUCUCACGAGCAUGCCGAGAGUGCCUUGCCGGGAGAGCAGGAGCAAGGAUUCCACUUUGACAAUGCUUUCUUCGAUCCAGACGAGAUGUCAUUUGACAAAGAGCCCACUCAUCUCCCUGAAGACGUUGACUGGGAGACAUUCGAUAAGACAUACAGGACUCCUCAUGAGCAAGGCGCCAAUAACUUGUUCGAACACCCAAACCUUAACCCUACUUACAAUGCCCGCGGCUAUGGGAACGUUGAACAGCCAGCCAAGGCUCAUGGUGACGAAAGCCCGUACGGGAUCUUCGAAAGGGCAGUUGAGGCUCCCAUCAAUGGUCACCUCGCUGCUGACUUGAGAAGGCGCUCUAAGUCUCCCAUUCCUCCUCAUAUUGCUUCUGUUCUUGCGGAAUCAUCUAUCAAGGACCACAACAACACACCCAAAGCCCAACACAUUGAACAAGCAACUGCGUUUCAUGGCGUUGGCAACUUCAAUGCUCAAGACCACGAACAGAGGGACGAGCUUCCCAGCUAUGGCAACCCCACUGCUCAGCACCACGAUGAAUCAGUUGAGUACAUCGAUGUUGGCAGUUCCAACGUUGAGAAACACACGGACACAGUUCAUGCUUCCGCUGUUGGCACAUCUGAUACUUAUCACGACGAGGAGAUGAUCGAAAGCCAGCCAUCCCAAAGCCUCGAUGCUGGCACUCCCGUUGCUCAAGCCAACGUUCAACCUGUUCAAGAACCUGCAAAGAAAACUACUCCUCCCCUUGCCAGACAAUCGGACGGAGGUAAUAGAAGAAAUGGCAACCAAAGCCAAAACUGUGCUAUGGGCGAGCCAAUCCAUUCAGACUUAUCCGGAGAGAAAGAUGAGAGCACUCAAGAACAGUCCUUGUCCCAAAAGAAAUCGGGUGACAGUACUCCUCCCGCAGCAGAUCUUGAGGACGUCAUUGAUCCCGCCCUCAAGAGACCGUUUGAGAACGUUGCUCCCGAUUCGGAGUUCGCAAACAUGACCUCUACCCCGGCUCACGACACCGAACAUGCAUACAGAACCCCUGCUGACAGCCAGGAGGCACAGCGGGCGUAUCCCUCCGACAGCCAGGGUGUUAGAACUUCGUCAGUGCAAGAACAGCCCCAGCAAUAUCUGAUCAAUCCAGCUGUUCUCGAUAAUCCUACGAACAAUCAGGCACACCGGGUCCCACCCAUGCAACAGUGGCAACGUCGAUCUUCGAACUCCGCUGCGGCUCCCAACCUUGUUGAGCAAAGCCAGGAACAUCCUGCGCGGGAUACUUCAAACCAGCAGCAGCAAAUCUUAUCGGAGCAAGCCCAGCAGUCUUCGCUUGGUUCAGCCCUUGACAGACGUAAGAAACCGUCAGCCGUGGACAAAGCUUUUCCGCAAAUCGAUACAAUAGCCGGCUUGCCGAGCUCUGAAGAUCUCAUGAACCCCGAGUGGGGCGGAAUCGAGAUCGAAACGACAUACGAGUCGUUGGAAGACGCGAAGAGAGUGCUCUAUCCUCCUCCCACAGAACCGGGCCGCGACCCGGACUUGGUCGUAUCGCAACCUCAGAAAAGAGCGAUCGUCAGCUCUUUUCUGAGGGCAAUGAAGAACCUCGAGGAGGUGGACGAUCAGCCGAAGACGGCGACUGUGUGGAAAAACGCCAUGGAAAAAAAGAAGGGCCCUGUGCGACUCGAGGCCGCUUGUUGGAAUCUCUUGGAAGCGAUGAUCGAGUAUCAUCGCACGGAGCCGUUGCCCAAAGCCGCGCCUCCCAAGAAGAGGAAGAAGGGGAAAAAGGAGAAAAAGGCCGAGGAAGAGGAAGAGGACGAGGACGACGACGAUGAGAGGAUCUCAGAUCCCGCCGCAGCCGGGGUGCUACUUUCCUUCCCGGACAGGGCUGCGGCCAUUGUCCGGAUACUUCAUGCCAGCAAGUCCAUCUGUAAGCGGAUGUUGGACAUGGGUGCCAAUUACAUCCGCGAAUUCGUGAACGCCCCGCUGCGUUGUCUGAUCCGGUGCCGCUCGAACCGGAUUGUCAACACAAACAAGGGAGAACAGAUCCAGGAGGGAAAGGCCUCGGUGAAAGCAAAGGCGCAGGCGAAGGCGGAGGCAGAGGCAGAGGCAGAGGCAGAGGCAGAGGCAGAGGCAGAGGCAGAGGCAGAGGCAGAGGCAGAGGCAGAGGCAGACGAAGAUUCUGCCGAUGAAGCCGAUGACGUCGAGGACGCCGAGGACGCCGGAGACUACUCUCUCGAUCUCGAAGAAGACCUGGACGAUGCUGUCACUUCCCCGCAUGCUUCAGGCAAGCCUGGUCCCCCUUCUGGUUCGGCGGCACCGGGUCAGUUGAGCUACCCGCCCAACGGUUUUUCCAUGCAAGGCCUGAACUAUACCGGACACAACCACGUCAAUCCCGGACACAACCAGGUUAUGAACAAUAACGGGCAUUACCUGGGCAUGCCGUAUCCCGCACACCCAGGCGUGUCCAAUACCGGCCCAAUUCAACACACAAACAAUACUGGACAAUUCAUACCUACAAACAACACUACUGGACUUCAUCCAAGCAUGAAUGACACACUGGGCAUGCUUCCCAUGAAUCCUGCGCUGAACCCCCCUGGUCAGCCCUAUGGAUCGUAUGAGCAGCUCGGCAUGUCUCCUGAAUUCAGUGCAACCGCUGCUCAGAAUGCUCACACUCAGAAUUCUCACACUCAGAAUUCUCAGAUGGCAUUCGUCAAUCCUCAGCUGUGGGCAGACGUGGGUCUCCAGAUUCCCCCGCCGCCUCAACAACGCCUUCCACCCCCAACUCAUCAUCACCCGACUUUCACUCCCGCUUCAACGGCCGCUCCGAAUCCUGUCAUUUCAGGAAGCAUGGGACCGAGCCAUGGUCAACAGCCAUCAGGCCCUAAAAAGCGCGGCCGCAAGCGAACCUCAACCGAGAUUGGCGCUGCUGAGGCCUGCCCUCCUACCAAGAGACGGCGUUAG